Megachile rotundata (alfalfa leafcutting bee) is the source of this 453-nucleotide messenger RNA. Its product is annotated as WD repeat-containing protein on Y chromosome. The record is from RefSeq and is a predicted model, not a curated record. Gene Ontology annotation, molecular function: calcium ion binding. Lineage: Eukaryota; Metazoa; Arthropoda; Insecta; Hymenoptera; Megachilidae.
GUAUAACUCAAUCAUAAUGCCGGACUGUACAUUAUUCCAUAUUUAUGCACAAUGUAACAAAGAAACUGAAAGAUUUCAGAAAAUGAAGAAAUGGAUAGUGUUCAAUUAUUUGAUGCUUUUGAAAAUAUAUUACAUAUUCAAAUGCCCAACCAUGAAUUUGAAGUGUUAUUUAAAAAGAUGAACUUAAAAAGAGAUGGAACUGUUACAUGGGAUGAAUUUAUUUCUUAUUUGUUAGUAGAGUUUCAAAAGAAAGAUGCUGCUUUACAAUGGAAAAUAUUAAAACUUCCUAUAACAGGAAUUCCUCAACUUUUAAAGUCCCGACAUCGUACAUCCAUAUAUAAAAUAGUUUUUUGUCCUGAAGUUUUAUCUUUAGGAUAGAACUGCAAGUUUCCAUAGAGGAUGUUAUUUAACAAUAACUAGAGAAGGAAUUAUCAAUUAUUGGUCAUUAGAUUU